AUGAAGGUAUCGUCAUUAACUUUCUCUUCAUUCUUUACUCAAAAGGGUUUUCAUUUUGGCUUUUGUAUGUUGCCCUUGAAGACAGCCACUGAUCUCUGUGAUUUUUAUUGAUUUCUACCUGUGAAGCUUUGAUUAUAAACUAAAUUUAAUGUCUGCAUUUCUCUCAGUAUUCAGUAAUUGAGUGCAACAUAUUUGGAUAACAUGGUGAUAUAGGAUCUCCACCUUAGUGGUUAACUUCAGAUAUAUAUUUGUCAUAGCUUGUGUUAAUAAAACCCAUGAUAGAAACAGGAACUGAAUCUACACGAUGAAGCAGAUUUUUUAGAUUAUUAAUAUAUGUACACAUUUCUCUCUCUCUGAGAUUCAAGCAGGAAGUGUGCACCUGUUUUCUUAUCUACUGUAAUCCAGAUAAGCACAGAAACCCUCUGAAGUUUUGGCCGAGGUGGCCACAUGGACGGUCUGAUGGACGGUGACCAGAGGUUGGCCCACCAUGGUUGGCAGUGUCAAAGUAAAGCAAAGAACUCCAGACUGAGGCAUCUGCAUCAGAGCACUUUAAACUUGGGUGAUGCUGCACCCUGCUACACCACCACCCACAGCCAGAGUUAUUCUGGAAGGUCGGCUGACGGAUGUCCUCUCAUCUUCCAUCUGAGAGAUCCCAGCUUCCCCUCACAGCAUCAGACCCAUUUGGAUUUCAGUAACAAUAUCGCACCGCUGCAGAGUCCCCUCCAGUCACACACUAAAGACGUGCACGGGCCCAAACACAUCACUCCGAGGACCGACCUGAAGGGGGAACACUGGGCUCUGUAUCGCAGUGGCCAGGCUGUCAGAGAGACCACCAACCCACAGGAUCCAUCUGAGUACUGGACCACCUACAAGACAGAGCACACACUCCCAGUAACUGACGGCUCACCACAGCUGGCUGGAGGCAGACCAACACAGUGGCACCAUCACAACAUACUGUCAGGUGAACUGAGGCAGACGGGUGGUCCAGGUGAGCCCAGACGGUCCAGACACGAGCUGCUAUGGGCAGCGAGGCGCUGGGAGACAGACUGCUGUGCACUCAGACUCUACUGACACACAUCGCAUCAACUAUACACUGCACUGACUUACACUCCAUUACAUAUACUAUUUUUGUGUUUGAUUUAAUUACAGUAAAUGUACAAUAUACAAUGCAUUUACACACAAA
Messenger RNA from Sebastes umbrosus (honeycomb rockfish), 1183 nucleotides. RefSeq lists its product as uncharacterized. Bases 448 to 1071 code for a protein of 207 amino acids. The record is from RefSeq and is a predicted model, not a curated record. NCBI's taxonomy places the organism in Eukaryota, Metazoa, Chordata, Actinopteri, Perciformes, Sebastidae. The transcript has 4 exons.